Molecule: messenger RNA, 1974 nt
Organism: Rotaria sordida
Lineage: Eukaryota; Metazoa; Rotifera; Eurotatoria; Philodinida; Philodinidae
Source: the annotation of a GenBank genome assembly
AUGUUAUCUUUAUUUUCAUCAAAAAAUAAAGACAAUGAUUCAACUACUAUUGAUUUAUUGUAUCGUCUAUGUAAAGAAAAUGAAAUAGAAAAGGUUCGAAAUACUUUACAUUUUAUUGAUAAUAGAAGUAUCAUUAAUAAAAUUCACGCAUCAACUGGUUCGACAUGUUUGCAUGUUGCAUGUUAUUAUGGACAUCGAGAGAUAGUAUAUAUUUUAUUAGAAUAUGGAGCUUCACGUUCAAUAAGUAAUUUACGAUAUAAUUUAACAGCUUAUGAAGAAACUAAUACAGAUGAUAUAAAACAAUUAUUAGAACAGAAACAAUUUUGUUCAAAUAAUGAUUAUAAUUAUAUUGAAUGGUCUAUGGUAGGCGAUGAUCUUCUUGAUAAACGACGUGAAUUUCGUCGCAUUAUUGAUUUAUAUAAAACCUAUGACAACCAUCAUUUAAUAUCAAAACUAUUAGUUGAAUUUAUUCAUUAUUAUUUAGAUGAAUAUUUGAUAAAACAAUGUAAUAAUACCGAAAAUUUGGAACGUCAAACUAUUCGUAAACAAAUUGAAAUAAUUCGAGAAUGUUUUAAAGAAGCCAUAGAAAAGCAAGAUUAUUUAACAUAUUUUAUAAAAGCUUAUACAUUAACAACAUGUUUUUUUAAAGAAUUAAAUAAACAUUUAGCUCUUUAUAUAUUAGAUUAUUUCGAUAAAACAAAAUAUUUUUCACCGAAUUAUCGUCUUGUGAAUUGUCUUACUCAUAUUGUAACACUUUUAAUUUAUCAUCCAAAUUUACCUCAAUAUCGAUUUCAAGGUGUAUGUUAUCGUGGUAUGAGAAUAACCCAACAUGAUUUAGAUGAAUAUCGAAUAAAUCAACACAUAUUAAAUCGUUCAUUUUUAUCAACAUCUAUUGAUCGUCAAGUGGCUGAAAUGUUUGCUGGUGAAAGUCAACAAUCUCAUAUGAGAUAUACUCAUCAAAGUCAUCGUCCUUUACAAUAUUCAUGUUUAUGUAAAUAUUUCAUAAAACAAAAUUCAACAGCAAUUAGUAUUGAAAGUUUAUCGACGAGACCAGAUGAAAAAGAAAUUUUAAUUAUUCCAUUUAGUGUUUUUAAAGUAACGAAUAUUAAGCGAAAUUAUCCUACGUCAACAAGCACAAUUUCAAUUGAAAUUGAAUUAGAAGAAUGUGAAGAUCCAAAUAAUAAUGAUAAUGAAUUAAAAAAUAUCGAAAUAUCGAAAACGAAAUCAAUUUUAUCAGAUGAUGAUAUAAGAGACUUCAGAGACUAUCAGAAACUUCAACGACGUAAAUAUCUUCUUUAUGGCAUCAAUGGAUUUUUACUAUUAAGUUUCUUUUUGGCUUUAAGUUUCACAUUCAUUUUUACUUUCGUUGUUAAAAAAAAUACUACUACAAGCAUGGAAAUGCCUACAAAAGAAAACGAUACUGACGUCGGCUAUCCAUUACCACUGGGUUGUCCCAACAUAUUAAAUCGAUCUACCUGGAAUGGACGUCAGUAUAUAGCUCGUGACAAGUUACCAACACUUCCGGUUACACAUAUUGUAAUGAUACCAAUAGAAGAUUCGAAUUCAACUAUGAAUCAACAAGAUUGUAUUAAACAAAUAAAAGGAUUUCAAGAUUAUCAUAUGAAUGCAUUAGGCUGGUUUGAUAUUGGUUAUAAUUUUAUCAUAUGUAAUGAUAAUCAUGAUCAACAACAAAUUUAUGAAGGCAGAGGAUGGAAAUAUAUUGGUGCGCAUUGUAAAGGUUACAAUUCCAGAUCAUUGGGUAUUGGUAUUGUGGGCAAUUUUACUAAUAUUAAGUCAAUGAAUACAUUUAAAUCAUUAAUUCAAUGUGGUAUUAUUAAGAAUGCUAUUAUAAAAAAUUUUACUUUGGUUGGAAUGUCAAGAAAUAUUUAUGAAUAUUAUUUGAACUAUUUUAGAAAUGAUACCGAUCUUCAAUAUAGCAAUAAAGCUAGUGGUAAACAGGUUUUUUGUCAAUAA